AUGCAUUUAUGUGUUCUUAACAUUUAUUCGCUUUAUUCGCUUUAUUCGAAAUUCACCAGUGAGAGCCGCCGCCUGUCAAGCACAGCACCGCAUCAGUCGCCAACAGUACCGCGGAUUCCGGGGUGGGGAGGGACGACGACAUCCCGGGCAGCUACCUGCAUUCCCCGCUACUGCCGAUCUUGGCUACCGACCUACUGCUACAGCCGUUCUGCGUCCCAUAACUACACCCCAAGCGACGGCAUCCGAACAGUUGCCCGUUGCCGCCAAGGUGCCUUUCGUUGCCCGCCAGCCGCGCGCACUCCAAAGCAAAAACGCCCGUUAGCGGACCCGCCAUUAGUCGUUAUCGGAUUGUUGCACGGCAGGCCUAUACAUACCGUACAGUACGGCAAAUACUCGUACGGCGGAGUGAUGCAAACGAGUUUGCUGGCCACCGCUCCUGAAUGGGUGGUGGCUAGCUGUGUCGGCCAAUUACGGCAUUUGUACGACACCCAAACAGCGCCGUUCCUAGCGCCGUUUGCCGACUAUGCUUCGUGUCUACAGCGGACGCGGGAACUCGAGGUUCGCCUUCUCCAGCUAGACAAGGAGGGUGCCGAGCUGCGGGAUGAGAACGCGGCGCUGCACUCGCGGCUGGCGGCGGUGGACUUGGCGGCGGCCGCCAACACGGCAGCGCAGUUAGAGGAGACCCGGGCGGCUCUCAGCCGGGCGGAGAGGGAGCUUGGGGUGCUGUACAGGGACAAGGCAAAUCUGCUGGAGGAGGUGGUUGGCGCCAGCACGGCCCUCACCACCGCACGCAGUGCCUUAGAGAGCUCCAAUACACAGCUGUCCCAGUCCCGUGCCGAGAUCUCGGCUCUUCGCGAGCAGUUAUCGGCUCUGGGGGGCUCCCUGGAGUCGGAGCGGGCCGCGCGAGUGGCGGCCGCCGCCGAGCUGGCGGCGGCGCUGGCGGCGCGUGACGGCGCACUGGCGGAGGCGGGGAGGUUACGACAUGAGAAUGCCGUACUGCUGAGGCGGCUCAUGGAGAUGAAGGAGGGCGAGGCGGGCCGACUGAACGACCUGAACCGCAUGCACGAGGAGCUUCUAGAGCAGGCGACGCGGAUGCGGCAGGAGGCGGAAUUGGACCGUCAAGCCACUGAACUGAUCCGUCAGCGGGCCGUAGCGGCGGCGCUGAGUGGGGUGGCUGUAGCUGGGCCGCUGGGGCAGCCGCCAGGCGCAGCGCCGUCGGUCCUGGUUGCGGCGCCGUCGUUGCUGCCAACGGCAACCGCUGGGGAGGCGCCGCCGGCGCCAGCCACUGCUGCGGCCGGCGGCGGCGGCGGCGGCGGCAGCGGCCUCAGCAGCGAGUGGGUCGGCGCAACGGCUGCCAUACAGCUGGGCGGCGGCGGCGGCGGCGGCGGCGGCGCGCCGCCUCUGCCGAUACCUACCAGCUUGCGAGAGGUUAUGGGGCUGCUGGCAGGAAGUCCAUCCUAUGGGAAUGCCGGCGGUGGCGGCGGCGGCGGUACGGUAGGGUUGUACGACACAUCUGUACGGCCGCCGGAGCUGCGAGUUCCCGCGCGCGUGCCGGUUGCGGUGGUUGCAACGGCUCACAAGGGCGGUUGUAACUCUUUGGCGCCGCAAUGCCCCGGUCAUUUUAUCGCUUCCUGCGGCUCCGACAAGACUGUGGCGUUGUGGGAUAUAGCGCUGGUGGCCGGGCCGGGCUGUCUGGGCGCGGCUACAGCCGCCACCGGGGGCGCAUCAGCACUCACAUCUGGGAGCUUGACGGCGGGUGGUGGUGGUGGUGGAGGAGGUGGUGGGGUCUGCCACCUGAGCCCUGCCAUAACGCUGAUGGGGAUGACUGGGGCGGUGAAUGAUUGCGCUUUCACGUGCGAUGCGGCGCAGGUUGUGGCGGCGGGGUCUGAUAGGGCCCUGCUGGUGUGGGACGCCACGUCAGGCCGCCACCGCCACACGCUAACAGGGCACUCGGGGCCGGUGACGGCGGUGGCGUUAUCCCCCCUGGACUGCAGACUGGCGGUUAGCGUCAGCAGAGAUGGGAAUACGGUGGUUACAGGUCAUCUGGACGGCAGUGUACUGCUUUGGGAUGUACGGCAGUGCCGUGCCGGUGCGGCAGCACCGCUGAUGGAGCUCCGCGGCGGCCCGGGGGGUUCUCCCGUACACCGCGACUCGGUGGUGGCCACCGCCUUCUCAGCGGACAUGAGCGCCCUGCUGACCGCAGACAAGGCGGGGGGCCUUUCAUUCUGGUCGAUGGAAUAG
This is a messenger RNA of Volvox carteri f. nagariensis, 2241 nucleotides long. RefSeq lists its product as uncharacterized. The transcript has 12 exons. Lineage: Eukaryota; Viridiplantae; Chlorophyta; Chlorophyceae; Chlamydomonadales; Volvocaceae. Gene Ontology annotation, molecular function: protein binding. The record is from RefSeq and is a predicted model, not a curated record. Bases 1 to 2241 code for a protein of 746 amino acids.